This is a messenger RNA of Dermacentor albipictus, 1921 nucleotides long. RefSeq names its product probable cytochrome P450 12a4, mitochondrial. The record is from RefSeq and is a predicted model, not a curated record. Gene Ontology annotation, molecular function: heme binding; monooxygenase activity; oxidoreductase activity, acting on paired donors, with incorporation or reduction of molecular oxygen. Lineage: Eukaryota; Metazoa; Arthropoda; Arachnida; Ixodida; Ixodidae.
GUCUCGAGUUGUCGACGACCUCCUCCACUGCUGUGCCACUGAGAACAAGGUGUCCACCGCCUACCACCCGCCAACGAAUGGCCUUACGCAACGUCUCAACCGAACACUCACAGAGAUGCUGUCGAUGUGUUCAUGGCGAUGCUCGGUUCACCGUCGGCCGUCGCACUGCAGCGCCUGGGUUAUCCAUCGGAAAAUACCGGACCUAAUGAAGACACCGAGCUGAAAGGUUUACGUUGGACGCGCAGUCAAUCGUCGAGUCCGUCACCGGAUCAACCACCAGUUCUGGAUACGACUGCAUUGCUCGGCUGGCAACAUAGAACCUUAUCUACGACAAGCGCAGUACUAAAGCACAGCCAUUUCGACAGCACUUCGGGCCACGACACCGCAGCUGUGAUGCCACGUUCACUUUUAAUGCUUGUGCAGGCAGGUACAACAUCAGGAAUCUAAACGAAGCUGCCUGGGAUAUGUACCAACGGUACGGGCCCGUAGUAGGGGAGCACCUUCCUGGAAGGCGGGUCCUGGUGCACCUCUUCAGCGCGGACGAUAUUCGGACCUUGUACCAGGAGGAGGGAAGGACACCUUACCGCAUGGGAGCACUACCGUUCAAAUUUUACCACACAGACAGGAAGGAGUACUUUGCCAACACUGGGAUACUUAAUGCGCAGGGUGAAGAAUGGCGCCAGAUCAGGACAGCGGUUCAGCCUUGCACCUUGAAGCCCCGAACUAUUCAGUUGUAUGCUGAAGGAAUGAGCCAGAUUGCCGACAGUGCCUUGGAGCUCAUCGCCAGUGACCGGGACAAAAAUGGAGACGUGCCGGACUGCUACACGAUCAUGCAGAGAUGGGCGCUGGAGUCUGUCAUGUUUGUUGCUCUAGACAAGAGACUGGGUCUACUCGAGAAUCCGCUGCCACCCGACUCGGAUGCAGCUGGGAUACUUAAUGCAGUUUUCACAAUUUUUUCUGACCUGGACAAAUUGGUGACGCGAUUUCCUUACUAUCGGUACUUUCCAACGCCCACAAUUCGGAGGUUUCAACGUGUUGGAGAUUACCUAGUUCCGCGCCUGUUUCACACGAUAAAGGAAGCUGCAGAGGAAGCGAAAUCAAAGGAAGACGACAGUCAGAAUUGCACCAUCCUCCAGCACCUCUACAAUCUGCAGAAAAUGGAAUUCAAGGAAAUUUUUACUUUUCUCCACGACUUUCUUGUUGGCGGAACUGAUACGACGUCUGGUGCUGCCACCUACACGUUAUAUUGCUUAGCUAUGAACCCAGCAGCCCAAGAGAAAGCACGGCAGGAAGUUCUCGCUGCAAUGAAGGACAAUUCUGGGACAUUUUCUGGAGACAUUAUUCAUCACUUAGACUACGUCAAAGCCUGCAUAAAAGAGGCACUCCGAUUUCACCCCAUCAUACCAGGAGUGAACAGGAAAAUAAACCACGACGUCGUAAUGUCAGGUUAUUGCAUACCGGCUAAUACUGUGUUACGAACAGAGCAUUUCGUAGCUGGAAGACUAGAGGAGAACUUCACUAGGGCUUCGGAAUUUAUACCCGAAAGGUGGCUGCGAUCGAGCGAUGAACAUUCAUCCAAUAAGAAUGACGAUACAUGGAACCUGCACCCAUUCGCCUCUCUCCCAUUCAGCAUUGGACCAAGAAUGUGCAUUGGCAGAAGAGUCGCUGAAAUGGAGUUGUGCAUUUUUCUGGCCAAGGUGCUGCACAGGUACCGUGUGGAGAACCAUCACGGUGAAAUCGGUUUUCUUACACAAUUCACCAGUAGGCCUGAAAAGCCAGCAAAGUUUCGGUUUGUGGAAGUUAGCAAUGCAAUUUAACAUAUCUAAAAGCUAACAGAAGCCGUCGUUGCGGUUACGUCGUCAUUGUGAAGUUUGUAGCCUUCACCUGAAGACAGAAAUUUCGUGGAGAAAUAAAGAAUAUA